AUGGAGCGUGGCGUCCAGGCGGGCUUUAGGCUCAACCUGCCAGAGGACAAGCCGCUGGCCGACACCACCCCGCUGGUGGUCGUGCUGGGAUGGUACGGCGCCCAGGACAGGCACGUGGCCAACUUCCUGGACAGCCUGGGGCCCGCCCUGGGCCAGCGCAAGAUCGUCUUCUUCACCUUCUCCAACGGCGGCGGCUUCCUGCUGGAGCAGGUGGACCGGCUGGUGCACGACACCAAGCAGUACCGCCACCUGGCCCCCCGCAUCGCCGGCACCAUGUUCGACUCGGCGCCCUGCUACAUGCACCACAGGGCAGGCUCCAUCGCCAUUGGCGCGGGCCGCAGCCUGCCCAUCCGCAUCCUGGCUUCGCUGGUGUUCUACCUCGGCGUCGCCAUCAUGCUCAUGAUCUCCCCCUUCCGCACCUCGACCUACUGGCGCAACAUGGAGCAGCUGCGCAUGGGGCGCAAAUCCUUGUACCUGUACAGCCAGGACGACCCGCUGUGUGAUCCCGUAAAGCUGGAUGAGCUGGUGGCGGCGCGGCGGCGCCAGCUGGGCGACGCCCAGGUGGCGGCGGUCAAGUGGCAGCGCAGCCAGCACGUGGCCCACAUCCGCCACCACAUGCGCGAGUACACCGGCGCGCUGUUUGGCUUCCUGCAAACCGUGUGA
Messenger RNA from Chlorella variabilis, 663 nucleotides. RefSeq lists its product as hypothetical. NCBI's taxonomy places the organism in Eukaryota, Viridiplantae, Chlorophyta, Trebouxiophyceae, Chlorellales, Chlorellaceae. The record is from RefSeq and is a predicted model, not a curated record. The transcript is spliced from 5 exons. Bases 1 to 663 code for a protein of 220 amino acids.